Molecule: messenger RNA, 3053 nt
Organism: Phymastichus coffea
Lineage: Eukaryota; Metazoa; Arthropoda; Insecta; Hymenoptera; Eulophidae
Gene: dup
Product: DNA replication factor Cdt1
Exons: 4
Coding region: 293-2386 (697 amino acids)
Biological process (GO): mitotic cell cycle; DNA replication checkpoint signaling; DNA replication preinitiation complex assembly
Cellular component (GO): nucleus
Molecular function (GO): DNA polymerase binding; DNA binding
Source: RefSeq, a predicted model, not a curated record
AAUCGCGCGCGACAAUUGCGCGGGAAACCAACGCGGCAACGUCGUCGAAUACGCGCGCUUUUUCCGUUGCAUUCUCUCCAAACUGCCGCGUCGUAAAUACAUCGCAGAAGUCCGUUGUCCAUAGUUGUUUGUCGUCGUGCUCAAAAACAUAAACGUAUUUCUUCUGUGCCACGGCAAAAGAGAAUCUCGUAACCGUCGAUUGUCGUUCGCACGGCACCUACAAGAGUUACUCGGUGAAUCGUUCGAGCAGUCUGAAAACACGGCUACGAAAACGAGAAGCCAGUCGUCAAAGAUGUCACAACCAUCCGUAGCCUCGUACUUUACUACGAGGAAGCGGCGGGCCAGCGAGGAACUCAGGGCCAAAUCGAAGGUUCUAAUCCUCGACGACAAUGGUAGAAAGGAAGUAAUGCCUAUCAUCCCUGAAGGACAAAUUACUAAGGUUGAGCAGAUUCCAGCUAAAAGUAUGACAAAGGUGCCGAUAAAGAAAGAGAUGGUCGUGCGAAACUUACAAUUCGACUUGUGCAACAACAAAACUACGAAGCCAAUAACCAGCAAACCACGAGCAACGCGAACGCGCAAAGUCGUCGAAGAUACUCGUCAACCGGAUAUACGCGAAACUCUACUUAAAGUCAACAAAGAAAUUGAAGAAAACAAGAACGUGGUAUUUCAAAAACUUGGCUCUCUUAGCCCGAAAAAAAUUCAAAAACGUGUCACAAGAGCCACAAAAUCCAAACCGAUAAUCGAACCCAAUUUUGUCAGCGAGCCAACAAUCUGUAAAACUCCCACGAAGUCAUUGCCAAUGAAAACAAUGAGUCUCGAUGAAGUCAAGACAAAAAUCACUUGUAGUUCAAGACUCGCAGAGUUACGAGCGAGGAUCAAUAAAUUCAAAAACUGCGAGGGCAAACUAGAAAAACUCGAAAAUAAGUUGCAGGAAAAGAGACUCGAGUCAAAGGCAAAUGAAAAUCGAAUAAAGAUCAAAGAAUUCGAGCGGAUUGAACUUGAGAUACCAGUUAGCCCGCAAAAGACACCCAGAAAAUUCACAACUCCUACUAAAACUAUUCAUCUCUCACCAAAAGCCAGUCCCGCAAGAAGAUUGCUAUUCGAGCCUAAAGAAGUACCAGCCAGUCCAGUUAAGAGUAGUCCUACGAAGGUACCGGCUUAUCAGAAAUACCAGUCGCUCGUCGAUAUUGAAGGCAAAGCUUUGCCUCUGCCCUACAAGUAUAGAUUUCUGGUGGAGGUCUUUAGAAGCGUUGAUACCGUUGCCGCGAUACUCUACAAUCGUAGAGAAAUUAUUACUUUUGCCAAACUCAAGCCUGCUGUACAGGAACUUAUGCGGCGUAAUUUUACAGUCGAACACCUAGCACAGAUCAAGAGUGUAUACCCACAGGCUUACACCUUCACACAAGAGAAGUUACGUAGCUUUGGCACAGGUGCACCGGACAGAUACGAGCUAGUUAUCACGCCCAUGAUCGUGAACAAUCAAGAACAUAGCGGUCGUAAUACUCCUGACGAGGACAACGUUCUCAAAUCCGCCCUAGAAACAAACAUGAGCCCAAGUGUUUUACUCGAUCGCAGGCGGAAAUUAUACAACAUCUUACUGUCGAUUGUCAAAGAAGAGCACGAGAAGUUCCUACUUGAUCUUGAUCCGCCUAUGAGAAUAUCCAAGGAGAUGAUUACGCGAUGGCAUCCAGAAUUUGAUGUUGAAAGCUGUCGUGAGAUCGAGAGAGCUAAAUUGCCACAACCUCCUGUUCAAGAAAAAGCCAGCACGGCUAAAGAGGUACUUGAAAAGGCUAAUAAGAUGCUGAACGGUAAUUCCAGAAUGAUGAAGGCUGUCGAGAUGCUGGCCGGCGGACAGACUCAAACGGUAGCCAAUGUUGCGCAAACGACAGGUACAACAGAACAAGCAGGCAAGAUGCCAUAUAACGUAGAAAUUUCAAUUGUGGAUACACCACCAGCAACUCCUCAAACUCAAAAACCAACCUGUACGCCGCUUCUCAAUGGCAUUCCUAUGUCACUCUUGGAAAAAAUUCGUGUAAAACAAGCACAAAAAGCAUUAGAAAUGAUGACGAGGUCGACAGAAGCAAACAAAGAUGCAGUGAUGUAUGCAAGACUACCGGAAAUGGCGAAGAUUGUCCGCAACAUCUUCGUUGGAGAGAAGAAAAAUGUGUUAUUACUCGAGCACGUAGUGAAAAAACUUGACGAUUCGUAUCGUACUAAACUUACUCCUAUAGAGCUCGAGCAACACAUUAAGUUACUUUGCAAAUUAUUACCUCUUUGGGCGACGUUACAUGUGGUCAGAAAAAUCGAUUACCUUAAAUUGGCCAAGGACUUUGAUAUGACCAAAGUUAUCAAAAGACUGGAGGUUCUGGCGAAUGAAAAGGCUUGAUAGAUCGAAAUUAAUGUUAGUUUUUAAGUUUAGAAUUCUAAUGCAAAAUCUUAAGUGAUUUGCUUAAACCGAACUGAAAUAUUAUAUUGAGUAAACUUAUUUGGAGUUGUAGUGUGUUAAAUCGAAUUUUGUUAGUUUUCGUCGCAUUGUUUUUCACACAAAUCUGAAACGUGGAAUUCCUUUUGUUGAAUUUCAGUUGUACAUUGGAAGCAUAAAUUUCGUAUUGCAAAUGAAAGUACGUUAUGAUUGAUAUUUCAUGGUUAUUGAAUAAUACUGCGAUGAAAAUACUUUGAUAAAGACAUUACAAGAUAAUCUAGAAUCUUAUUUUUAAACGAAACUCAUUGUAUAAAACUUUUUGCAUGGUACAAAGUUCGAUAAUAUAUCUUUCUAUGUAAUAUGAAAAAAAAUUUUAUGUUUACGUUAACGUACUUUUUUUACAUUGUAAUGCGUAUCGUUGUACUAUGAAUGCCGGGAAACAAUUUUUUUGACAGCUUUAGAAGCAAUAUAUCCGAUUUAUUUAUUUAUUUUUUCUGAAAAGCAUGAGGUGACGCAUAUAUAUUAUUUUGUUGUGAGCAAUAUACAAUAAAUAAUGAUUGAUUUUGUACUAAAUUUGUUGAUAAUAUACAACAAAAAAUAAAUAUAAGAAAAUUGAUGUAUAUAAAAUUCA